AACUAAAAAAAUGCAAACCUCACACAUCAAAAAACCAAUGAGACUUUCACCAAAACACAGUGAUGUUUGUUGUUAAGUUCUCAUGAAGCAAGAUUCCAUGGCUUUGAAUAUUACCACCACUGCUUCUCUUCAUCCAAAACCUUCCUUUGUCACAAGAAAACAUAACAACCUCCUCAAAUUCUACCAUCCUUCUUCUUUAAUCAGAACAAGUGCUCAAUCAGAAAGAACUGACACUGGAGUUUCUGAGGAGGAUUCUUCUUCUGGAACUUUGUCUUCUUCUCGUGCACAAUUGGAUCUUUUAGAUCAACUUACAUCUACAAGCUCAAUACCUCUCAAUGGAUAUGAGAGUGAUGGCGGCUCGCGCAAGCUCACGAUCCGCGAGCAGCUUGCUCAACUAGUUGGGGAAAGGGAUGAUGAUUUCACCAUACUCCUAGGCAAGAAAAACUUGAAGAAAGUGAGUGCAAAGUUCUUAACCAUUUCACAAAGGAGAAAUAUCAGGAGACAAAACUACCUAAAUGAAGUGUCUCAGAGAAAUGAUUCAGUAUUCUUUGCAACCAUAGGAGCAUUUGUGCUUCUCCCACCACUUAUAAUACUAGGAAUUGCUAUAUUAACCGGUUAUGUACAGCUUUUUCCUUGACACAUAUAGAUAUAUAUAAUCUAUAAAUGAUGAUUACUCCAAAUUCUUAGUUUUUAAGUUAUUUUAUAGUGUUC
Molecule: messenger RNA, 711 nt
Organism: Arachis stenosperma
Lineage: Eukaryota; Viridiplantae; Streptophyta; Magnoliopsida; Fabales; Fabaceae
Exons: 3
Coding region: 83-637 (184 amino acids)
Cellular component (GO): chloroplast
Source: RefSeq, a predicted model, not a curated record